Molecule: messenger RNA, 4187 nt
Organism: Melopsittacus undulatus (budgerigar)
Lineage: Eukaryota; Metazoa; Chordata; Aves; Psittaciformes; Psittaculidae
Gene: XPNPEP3
Product: X-prolyl aminopeptidase 3
Exons: 10
Coding region: 47-1573 (508 amino acids)
Biological process (GO): proteolysis
Cellular component (GO): mitochondrion
Molecular function (GO): manganese ion binding; metalloaminopeptidase activity
Source: RefSeq, a predicted model, not a curated record
CGUGGGAAGGGAGGAGGAGAGGGAGCUGAGCUCCGUGCCCUCGGAGAUGGCGCGGCUUCCGGGCUGGGGGUUUGUGGCGGCGGUGGUGAGGGGCUGGCGCGGCUGCUCAGUUUGCAAGUCAUGUGCUCUUCGAAGGUUUUCCAUCCAGCCUGCCCAGCAGAAGAAGAUUCCAAACCGGUAUCUUGGCCAGCCCAGCCCUUUCACACACCCUCACCUUCUCAAACCAGGAGAAGUAACCCCAGGAUUGUCACAGGUGGAAUAUGCUCUUCGCCGACACAAACUGAUGGCAUUGAUCCAGAAGGAAGCCAAUGACUGGGAUGGAUUGGACCACACAGUGAUUCUGCUAUCCAACCCCACCUACUACAUGAGCAAUGACAUCCCCUAUGUUUUCCACCAGGACACUAACUUCCUCUACCUCUGUGGGUUCCAGGAGCCUGACAGCAUCCUGGUGCUGCAGAGCAUUCCUGGCAAAGCACUGCCAUCCCACAAAUCCAUACUUUUUGUGCCCCGGAGAGAUCCAAGCCGAGAGCUGUGGGAUGGGCCCAGAUCAGGUACUGAUGGGGCAAUUGCUCUCACCGGAGUAGAUGAAGCUUACACCAUUGAGGAGUUCAGGCACUUGGUGGCCAAGCUGAAAGGUGAGUCAAACAUUGUUUGGUACGACCUGGGAAAACCAGUGCAUACAGAGCUGCACUCUGACUACCUGCAGCCCCUGGCUGAGAUAAAAGCUCGGAACAAACACCAUGUCCAGCACAUCCGACAUCUAGUGCAAAACCUUCGUCUCAUCAAAUCUCCUGCAGAGAUUGAAAGGAUGAAGACAGCUGGACGAGUGACAGCAGAGGCUUUCACAGAGACCAUGUUUGCCAGCAAAUCCCCAGUGGAUGAAGCCUUUCUGUAUGCAAAGUUUGAGUUUGAGUGCCGGACUCGUGGUGCUGACAUCUUGGCAUACCCCCCUGUUGUUGCUGGUGGCAACAGAUCAAACACUUUGCACUAUGUGAAGAACAAUCAGCUCAUCAAGGAUGGUGAACUGGUCUUGCUGGAUGGUGGGUGUGAGUCUGCCUGCUAUGUAAGUGACAUCACACGUACCUGGCCUGUCAAUGGAAGGUUUACCAAACCCCAAGCAGAAUUAUACCAGGCUGUCCUGGAUAUUCAAAAAUCCUGCCUGAGCCUCUGCUCCCCAGGUGUGAGUCUAGAGAAUAUCUACAGCCUCAUGUUGAGCCUUAUUGGACAGAAACUGAAAGACUUGGGGGUCCUAAAGAGCAGCAUCACUGAGAGCCACUUCUUCAAGGCGGUUCGAAAGUACUGCCCACAUCAUGUGGGCCAUUACUUGGGCAUGGAUGUUCAUGAUACCCCAGAUAUAUCCCGAUCACUCCCGCUCCAGCCAGGCAUGGUGAUAACCAUUGAACCAGGCAUUUAUAUUCCUGAAGAUGACUUCAGUGCCCCGGAGAGGUUUCGUGGCAUUGGUGUACGCAUUGAAGAUGAUGUUCUGAUAACAGAGGGUGCGCCUCUCAUCUUAUCUGCUCACUGUCCCAAGGAGAUCUAUGACAUCGAGCAGAUCUGUGGCCACAAGUCAUGAUACUCCUUCUCUGCCUCUUUUAUCCUCUUUGGGAGAAGCAGGGCUCCAAGGAUGCACAUCCCUGUAGCUGUCAAGUGCUGGAGGGUGUGGACAGUCGAUGGCUGUUUCUAUGACAAAGCAACCUUUUCUGUGUGCAUUUUCCUUCUGAUUUGAUUAGUGCUGAUGCUGAGCUGUUGUAGGACAUGGGGGUGGAUUCAUUCCUCUUCUGUGUGGAUCCAUUUGUUCUGGUGCCCUUGGAGGGGCGAAUUUUAUCAGUGCCACCAGCAGGGAUUCUGCCCAGUCCCUCUCCAAGUGUAUAGGUGUAGCUGCUGAGACCGGCCAGCACCCCGUUUUUUCCCCUUCAGCAGUAGUUUCACAAUAAAUUUAAAAAAUAAAGCUUUGAUAAAUUCUGUUCUAGGGGCAUAAAGUGUGUCAGACAGCUUUGAUUUUUGUAGAGCCCUGGAAGCAGGGGGUUUGGUAGCCAGGAAGAUGGGUUUGGCUGGGAGGUAAUUUUAUCUGAAGCCUGUGGAGAACACUUACAGUAUUUUAAGUGUAAGGAUGUGUAUGGGCCUUGUGCAGGCAUAUGCAAAAUAGGCCAGCAGCAGGGAAAAACAUCUUGUCUGCUCUUUGAGCUUAUUAGAGUGUUUGGUAAUUUCAGAAAGGACUGAUGGGACUCAGAAGGUUGGACAUACCCGUUCUUGCUGUCUUCCACAUUCUCUUCUGUUUAUCCCACAUAUGUGUUCUGUUCUGAGCCUGCCUCUACCCUGGGAGCAGGGCAGUGUUGAUUGUGCUGUGCUCUACUGGUGAGCUGCUGGUUGUCACCUAGAUGUGAGGUGUCCAAUUCUGGGUCACUCACAGUAUCUUUCUGCUUUAUGCUUUAAGUACCAGCAACUUCAGCAGUGUAUUUUUCAAGACUCUGCCCUGUGGCAAGUCUUCAGUCCUUGUAUGGCUUUUAUAUGGAAUUUAAAGUAAUUCUCUUUUUCAGAACUCUUGAGGACAUGAUCACAGCUGCCUUUUGGGUUUUGCCAAGUGCAGUCAGUAACUAAUGCUCUGUGAUAAUAUUUUUGAGGCAGCUGCAGAUGUGAUUAGAGGCUAUGAUAGAUGACAAGAAAAGGGACGAGUUGUCUUUCCUUAACAUCAGUCUAAAGCACAGACCAGUGUUUACAGUAGUAAAUACACCUACUAGAGGCAAACAUGGCAUCUGUUUAUUUAUUGAAAAUAUUUUGACAAUCAGCUAUAUAAUGUAUCUGAAAAAUGCCUCUUAUCAGUGCAUGUCCUGUUAUUUAUGCUUGCUGUUGCAUCACAUUAUGCUUCCUUUCUGAUGGUAGCUUUCAGUAUUUUUCAUCUGUUAUUCUCAAUUUUCCUUCUUUUUCUUUUCUCUUCCUAUGGUGUCUGUCUUUGACUCACUCUAAUGUCACUGCUUCCUAAUCCAUUUUGCUUUCUAAUCAAUGUCGCUGCCUCUUCCCCAGUUUGCCCUAAUUCCCCACAGUAAAUGUAGUCAGAAGCAUGUGGGGAAGAUAGUCAGGGUUCCUGAGGUCGACCUCUGGCUCUGCUGCUAUGUAACCUCGAGCAAAAUCUGGGGGGUUCUCUUUUUUUUAUUCUUCUCAGUGUUUCAUUUCACUUAGUGAAGGCCAAAUGGACAGUGUCUUUUGUCUGUCAUUGCUUUUAGUGGAAGCUGGGUGCAUGCACUGGGGUUUGAAUUGGGCAUUUGAAGGGCAGCCAAGACAUGCCAUAAUUUUGUUUUUCAAACGUGAUUAGAAGUAACUGCUUUUACAGAGUUCAGUGUAUCGAGUUUCACCUGGUUAAGAGAAUCUGCUAAUGGAAUCUGCUUGGUGCUCAUGCAUUACGUUGAUACAUACAGUGUAAAUUAUUAGCAGGAAGGCAUGUUAAGUGUGGAUACAGAACUGAUGAAUACUUUUGAUGUUGUUCUGGUCUGUAACACAUUUGUGGUUUCAAUUACACCUGUUAGAGCCAUGUGAACUGAGACAAAAAUUGGCUUUUGGAAUUAUAUGAGAGACUUAAAAUAACAUUAACUGAGAGCUGCAUGUGUGUGCUGAUCUGCACAUCUGCCCAUGUACCUAACCAAGUUAAUAAUUGUACGUACUAUAAAUAACACUUUGAAAUACAUACUUAAAACUUAUUUUAAAAAUAAAACAAUAUGUAGAAAGUAGUUUGUUAAGCCGUCAAGAUACAUGGCUACUGAAUAGAUAGAAACACCUCCAGAAAGAGUAUUAUUUUCCAGGGAAAUUUAUAAAUUAUCUGUAACCUGUCUUGAACUUGAAAUAACAUUGUCAAGUGGAGGCACACAUUAGCUUCUACUCCUCUCAGGAAAAUCUUGCAGCUUGCAGACACCAUUAGAUCUUAGGAAUGUUAUGGACGAAUGUUUCUGCCAGUAAAGAAGUGUUUGUGACUCUGCUGAGUGGGGAAUAAUGGAUUUGCUAGGGCUGCUGUGCCCCACCGUGCCACAUGUAUUUGAUUUGCCGUGCAUUGCCCCACAUUCUGUAGUACUGGCACAGCACUCAGCCAUUUCUGCAGCAUAAGCUGCUGCUAAUAUUUUGAAUCUGUUGUUCCAUUGUCGUAGUAAAGAAGAGUGUAUUUUGCAGAACGUAUUAAAUUUGAGUCUUAUCAACCUGCA